AUGGGUAUCAGAAACACUUCGGUGUGGAAGGCUCUCAGUGAUCUGCCUUUCAUCCACAAUUUCACCUUGCCUGUGGGUGCAUUUUGUCUAGUUGUUGCACUCAAUGUUCUUAGCAAUGGCUUUGACGUUGCGAUCUAUAAUACAAUUCAAGCAAUGGAUACCUUCCAGCACACAUUUGGCGACGAGUGUGCCCCGAACGGCGUAUGUCACAUCAGUACCACGAAUCUCUCUCUCCUCAACUCCAUUCCAUACAUCGCCUAUGCUGCAGCUCUUUUCAUGGCUUCACAAAUUGGCGAAAGGUUCGGCCGUCGUACUGUCUACGUUAUCAUGAACAUUAUCUGCCUGGCCGGCAUCGCCGUCAGCUACACAGCCAAGUCGUAUGGUCAGAUCCUCGCUGGCCGCUGCAUUGUCAACAUUUACACAGGCAUGGAAGGUUGGCUCAUUCCCAUGUUCACCGCUGAGCUGGUCCCAUCUCGCGUUCGCGGAGCAAUGGUUACCAUGUACGUCUUUGGACGCCUCAUCGGUUCUCUCCUCAUUGGUAUCGUCGCCUACGCCACAGCUCCCAUCCCUGGCGAUGACUCUUGGAAGAUUCCCGUGGCCGUUUUGUUCUCUGCACCUUCUCUUGCUCUUCUUCUCAGUUGGUUGGUCCCCGAAUCUCCCAGAUGGCUCAUCAGAAUGGGCAGAGAAGACAAGGCUAUCGCCAGUCUGAAGUAUCUCAACGAUGGCUACCCUGAAUACAACGUCGGGGAGGACAUAGCGCGGAUGAAGAUGUCACUUGAAAGGAACAUGGAAGCGAGUGGCUGGAUAGACCUCUUUAAGGGCACAAACUUGGCAAGUUCUUCACCCGCGAAACGUUAUUUACCCAUGAUUUCCAACUUCUUUGCUCUCGCAUCCGGUCAAGCAUUCGCCAAUACAUACGGUACCAUUUUCAUCAAAAGCCUCAACGUAUACAAUCCAUACGUCUUCACUAUCAUCAUCAAAGUUGGAGGCAUCGCCGGCGCCUUGACAUUCCUUGCCCUCGUCGACCAUGUCGGUAGAAGAGGAUUUUAUUUCACCCUCGCCCCUCUCGCCUCGAUCUGCAUGAUGGUGGUUGGCGGUAUCGGUACCGUCCGGAAUCCAAGCGACUCAUCCAAACUUGUCAUCGCCUCGAUGUUCCCCUUAUAUGGGUACUUUCUACUCGGAUCCUUUGUUCCACUCGGAACGCUUAUUCCUGCCGAAAUACCUGCUCCACGACUGAGAGACAAAACCGCCAUGGCUUCUUUCACCGUCCAGAAUCUAACCAAUUUCAUCACCACCUUCACGCUCCCCUAUCUUAUGAACCCUGAGUACGCCAACCUCGGAGCUAAAGUUGGCUUCAUCUAUGGCAGUUUCGCAUUUGUUGCUUGUAUCUGGGCUUUCUUUUACUACCCUGAGCUCAAGGGUCGCACUCUCGAGGAGAUUGAUCUAAUGUUUGAAGAGGGGAUUCCAGCUCGGCAUACUAGGAACUGGAAAGCGCCUUGUCACGAUGCUACGGAAAAGCUUGACAACGAGGAUCCAAAGUCUAAGAGACGACCUGUAGAAUAUUAUGAAGGUGUAUAG
Molecule: messenger RNA, 1578 nt
Organism: Fusarium venenatum
Lineage: Eukaryota; Fungi; Ascomycota; Sordariomycetes; Hypocreales; Nectriaceae
Source: RefSeq, a predicted model, not a curated record